This is a messenger RNA of Aaosphaeria arxii CBS 175.79, 1103 nucleotides long. Its product is annotated as riboflavin kinase. Bases 396 to 1103 code for a protein of 235 amino acids. Gene Ontology annotation, biological process: riboflavin biosynthetic process; FMN biosynthetic process. Gene Ontology annotation, molecular function: riboflavin kinase activity. The record is from RefSeq and is a predicted model, not a curated record. The transcript is spliced from 2 exons. Lineage: Eukaryota; Fungi; Ascomycota; Dothideomycetes; Pleosporales. Gene Ontology annotation, cellular component: mitochondrion.
CUUGACCCCACCAGAUUGCGUGCGACAUCAUUCAUUCAUACAAUUAUUGAUAUCCAUUCCAUAGUUAUCGAUAUCGCCUAUGACUAACUACAAUCAUGACGGGAUGAAUAUAGAAGUGACCAUCCUCCAUCCACAUAACAUCCAAUUGCUUCCGUGAAAUCCUCAAAAACCAAACCCUCCAUUUCCUCCUCCGUCCUCUACAAGGUCGUCGACAGUACAACCUGCGCGCGUUCCGCAAUCGAAACUACCAGAAAGCUUAAUAAACAACAUCGUGACUCCCGUCCAAUCCUCACCACCAUCACCACCGCACCUCACAACCUCCCAACUCGCAAUUCCCACCUACACACCCAGCACCACCUCAAUCACACGCAAACCCCCCAUCCUCCACCACCAAAAUGGUCCGCCCAGACGGUCCCCGCGACCCCAUCGCCGGCCCCGACACCGUCGAACCUCCCUUCCCACUGCGGCUCCGCGGCCCAGUGAUCAAGGGCUUCGGACGCGGCAGCAAAGAGCUCGGCAUCCCCACCGCCAACAUCCCCCUCUCGGGCCUCUCAAUCGGCGGCAACGACUCCCUCGCCUCAGGAAUAUACUACGGCUUCGCGUCCCUCGACCUCUCCACCAUUCCCUCCUCCUCCUCCCCCCUCCCAUCGACAUCAUCAAACCAUGCAGUAGCCGACCUCGAACCUCCCCCAUCCCUCCCGCCCUCUCGACCCGCCUCCCCUUCAUCCACCCCCGCCAAGGUAUACCCAACGGUGUUAUCCAUAGGCUACAACCCGUACUACAAAAACACGACACGCUCGAUUGAGAUUCACAUCCUGCAUACGUUCGAUAGGGAUUUCUAUGGCGCGACGUUGAGUUUGGUCAUACUGGGUUUCAUACGGCCGGAGUAUGAUUAUGUUAGUGCGGAGGCGUUGGUGGAGGAUAUUAGGGAGGAUAUUAGGGUUGCGGGGAGGAGUUUGGGGAGGGAGGCUUAUGGGGUGUUUAGGGGGGAUCGUUGGUUGCUUGGUGAGAAGGGUGAGGAGGCGGAGGAGAAGGCUGGGGAGGGGAGGGCUGGUGGUGAGGGACAGACGGGGGGGAGGGGGGUUGCUGAGAUGAUGAGGUGA